This is a messenger RNA of Morchella importuna, 3372 nucleotides long. RefSeq lists its product as uncharacterized. Gene Ontology annotation, molecular function: ATP binding; RNA helicase activity; nucleic acid binding. The coding region runs from base 1 to 3372 and encodes 1123 amino acids. The transcript is spliced from 8 exons. The record is from RefSeq and is a predicted model, not a curated record. Lineage: Eukaryota; Fungi; Ascomycota; Pezizomycetes; Pezizales; Morchellaceae.
AUGACGCACUACGGUUCACGUUCACGUUCACCCGACUCAAAACGAACCAGGCGAGGCGACGACCGCUACGAACCCCGAGGCGGGCGCGUCAGAAGUCGCAGUCGUGAGAGACGAGACCGGGAUUACAGGGACCGAGAACGGGACCGCGAUAGAAGAAGAGAUAGGAGUAUUGACCGCCGGAGGAGAGGCGACGAUUAUUACGAUGCGAGGGAAGAGAGGGCUAGGGGCGUUAGUGCGAGAGAUAGAGAUGAAUGGGAUAGGAGAGAUAGGUCCCCAAGGUUGAGAGACAGGGAGAGGAAACGUUCAAGGAGCAGAGAUACCAGUAGGGAACGUCUAAGGAGGGAAAGAGAGAGAGAUACGAGACGGGGAGAUCGGGAUGAAGACCCUAGGAGGCCUUCAAGAGCAAAAGAGCCUACACCCCCGCCGGCUGUAAUGAGCGACGAAGAGAAGAUUCGACAGCGUAAAGAGCGUCUUGAAGCUUGGAAGCGCAAAAGGGCCGAGGAGGAAGAGGCGAAAAAAAAUGCAUCUCCUGCUGCCAUCUUGUCUUCAUUGGAAAGACAGCCUGUGCCUGCUGAGGUUGUUCCUGUUGCUGUGCCUGCCACUGUCACCUCUUCAGCGUCUGUGAAGAUAGCUGCGUUUCCUAAGGUUGCUGCGACACCCACAUCCUCAACUUCCGCCUCCACCUCUUCCGCUGCCCGUCCAAAAGCUGACAAAGAUUCACUAGUUGCCAUCAGCUCGUCUAUUGGCACUAUAAAUGGCUCUGCACUACCAACGAACCGCCCGGUAUCCACCUUUGGCUUUGGCGCAGCUACUAAGAAAGUCGCGCCCCAAAAGGGCAAACGGGCGCUAGCCUUCGGUGAUGAGGAGUCUUCUAGGAAGAAGCUUGAACGUUUGCCCUCGCCCAUUCCUGAUGCUGGAACAGAUGGUGUAGGUGCAGAAGAUGUAGACAAUGACACCGAAAUGCAGGAUACCACUGAGGAGGAAGCUGCUGCCGCUGCAAGGGCCGCCGCUGCCCAGCGAAGUGAGCGCAUCGAAGCGGAAUCUGCAGAAGCAAUGCAAUUGGACCAGGAAGUAAAGGCAGCCGCUAUAGCGGAACAAGCUCCAAUCGAAGAGGAUGAAGAGGCUGACCCGCUUGAUGCAUUCAUGGCCGGAAUUGGUACCUCAAUGGCCACUGCAGAGAAAAAGACGAACGAUGCUAAAGCACCUGCAAGCCAAGAUGGAACUUUGUUCGAUGACGAUGCUAUAGAUUUGGUUUCGGCGGAGGCAGACCCAGAUGAUAUUCUGGCGAUGGCAGCAAAGAUGAAAAAGAAGAAGGAACUCCCAGCAAUUGAUCAUUCCAAGGUCAAUUAUGAACCAUUCCGUAAAAACUUUUAUGUCGAGCCAGCCGAUUUGGCAGAAUUGACAGAACAAGAGGUCGAUGAGCUACGUCUUGAACUAGAUGCGAUCAAGAUUCGGGGACAGGACUGUCCAAAACCAGUGCAGAAAUGGAGUCAGUGUGGACUACCAAGUCAAAGUCUAGGAGUCAUUCAGCAACUUGGCUAUGAUAAACCAACGAGUAUUCAGGCGCAGGCUAUUCCGGCAAUCAUGUCGGGAAGGAAUGUUAUUGGCGUCGCAAAGACUGGCUCAGGGAAGACCAUAGCAUUUUUAUUGCCCAUGUUUAGGCAUAUCAAAGACCAGAGACCGAUUGAAUCUCAGGAAGGACCGAUUUCACUGAUUAUGACACCAACGCGAGAGCUAGCUGUGCAAAUUUUCAAGGAAUGCAAGCCGUUUUUAAAGGCUUUGAAUUUAAGAGCUGUAUGUGCCUAUGGUGGUUCACCUAUUAAAGAUCAGAUUGCCGACCUUAAACGUGGAGCAGAAAUAAUUGUGUGCACGCCUGGCAGAAUGAUUGAUCUUCUUGCCGCAAACUCGGGCCGUGUUACAAACCUAAAACGAGUCACAUAUAUUGUCCUCGAUGAAGCUGAUCGAAUGUUCGAUAUGGGUUUCGAACCCCAAGUUAUGAAGGUGAUCAGUAAUAUCCGUCCCGAUAGACAAACUGUGCUCUUCUCUGCAACAUUCCCCCGCCAGAUGGAAGCCUUGGCCCGAAAGAUCCUACAACGCCCCGUGGAAAUCACAGUUGGUGCGCGUUCGACUGUUGCCUCUGAGGUCACCCAAAUUGUCGAGAUUCGAAAUGACGAUACAAAAUUCCAUCGUUUACUUGAGUUGCUCGGUGAACUAUAUGAUACCGAUGACGAUGCACGUACUUUGAUUUUUGUGGAUCGCCAGGAAUCAGCUGACACUUUGCUUCGUGACCUGAUGCGCCGUGGAUACCCAUGCAUGUCUAUUCACGGAGGGAAAGACCAAAUCGAUAGAGACUCAACAAUCAUUGAUUUCAAGAAUGGUGUUGUACCAGUUCUUGUUGCCACUUCAGUUGCUGCGAGAGGUCUUGAUGUGAAACAGUUGAAGUUGGUGGUAAACUAUGAUUGCCCAAAUCACAUGGAGGAUUAUGUGCACAGAGUCGGAAGAACAGGGAGGGCAGGGAUGCUAGGGACUGCCGUGACAUUCAUUACUGAAGACCAGGAUAGAUACGCAGUAGAUAUCUCGAAGGCACUGAAACAAAGCGGGCAGAAAGUACCGGAGCCAGUACAGAAGCUCGUUGAUGCGUUUAAUGAGAAGGUCAAAGCUGGAAAAGAAAAAGCUAGUGGAUCAGGAUUUGGAGGGAAAGGCUUGGAGCGCCUCGACCAGGAACGCGACUUGGCUAGAAGAAGAGAAAGGAAGCAAUUCGCAGCGGAAGAUGGUGACGAAGUAGUUGAAGACACUGCCGCUGUUGAUCCUGAAGAUGUUGUUUCAAAGGCGGCGACGUCUGUCACGGCUACAAAGAAGGCGCAGGAGCUUGGAGUAGGAGGCCCACUUGAUGCCAAGAUCGUCGUCAUUAAACGAUCUACUGCUACUCACAGCCCAGCUUCGGGCACAGAUGCCCUAGACCGCGUUAAACAGGCUACAUCAGCAAUCCAUUCUCGUCUUAAUAAGACCGGACAGCUUCGUACUGGUGUCCCUAUCGAUAAUAAGGGGCCCGAUGCCGGAGCAUACCACGCCACUUUAGAAAUUAAUGACUUUCCCCAAAAAGCAAGAUGGGCAGUUACCAAUAGGACCAAUAUUGCCAAAGUUUUGGAAGCAACUGGAACAUCCAUCACGACUAAAGGUUCUUAUUAUCCAGCCGGAAAGACACCCCAGCCUGGUCAAGAUCCGAAAUUGUAUAUCCUUGUGGAAGGUGAUACCGAACUUGUGGUGACAAAUGCUAUGAGAGAACUUAAGAGGCUGCUUGCAGAUGGAACCCUUGCCGCCGUAGAUAGCGAGAAUAGGGCGCCUGCCAGCUCAAGAUAUAGCGUAUUGUAA